Molecule: messenger RNA, 3321 nt
Organism: Beauveria bassiana ARSEF 2860
Lineage: Eukaryota; Fungi; Ascomycota; Sordariomycetes; Hypocreales; Cordycipitaceae
Product: DNA polymerase family B
Exons: 1
Coding region: 1-3321 (1106 amino acids)
Biological process (GO): DNA-templated DNA replication; nucleotide-excision repair, DNA gap filling; DNA replication proofreading
Cellular component (GO): delta DNA polymerase complex
Molecular function (GO): DNA-directed DNA polymerase activity; nucleotide binding; DNA binding
Source: RefSeq, a predicted model, not a curated record
AUGACGACCGCGGUCCUCCCGCAGAAGCGGGUGCUGGGCGAGUCCAAGACUGGGCCCAACCUACCGCCCACGACGCCCUCAUCGGCCAAGAAGCGCAAACUGGAUGUCUUUUCGUCGUCGCCGGCCGUCUUUUCCGCGUCGCAAAAGGACCGACGCUCCAAGUUUCUCGGCUCCAGCCAACCGAAGAGCGUGUUCGAGUCCGAGGUGCUCGAGAAGCUCAGCCAGGACAUUUCCGACCGCAGGCAAAACAAUACCGAAAAGGACCAAGCGUGGGAGCGGCCGCCGGUCGAGCGCCUCGACGCCGCCAGGGACAGCAUCUGCUUCCAGUCGAUCGACGCCGAGGAGGGCACGCUGCACGGCGGUCGCACCACGGUCAAGCUCUUUGGCGUCACGGAGCAGGGCAACUCGGUCAUGCUGCACGUCACCGACUUUCGCCACUACCUAUAUGUCCCCGCGCCGGCGUCGUUUCAGCCCAAGGACUGCAACGGGUACAAGGCGUUCCUCGAGCAGCAGCUCACCCAGCACCAGCCCGCCAUCCACUCGGUGGUGCUGCGCCUGCGCGAGGACAUGUUUGGCUUCAAUGGAAACGUCCAGAGUCCGUUUCUGCAGGUCACCGUCACCGAUCCCAAGUUUAUCAACAGCGUCCGAUCAACAAUUGAGGCCGGCAAUGCCAACUGGAAAGGCAUGUGGGGCAGUACCGACGGCGGCAUCAUGACCUACGACAAUAUUCAAUACGUCCUUCGCUUCAUGGUCGACUGCAAAAUUCAGGGCAUGGCUUGGGUCGAGGCGCCCGCAAAUACAUACAAGCUCAUCCCCGAGCACGCCAGGCAAUCAAACUGCCAGAUUGAGGCCGAGAUUAACUAUCACGAUCUCGUCGCGCACAAGCCUGAAGGGGACUGGGCCAAGAUGGCGCCGCUCCGCAUUCUGUCGUUUGAUAUUGAGUGCGCUGGUCGCAAGGGCAUUUUCCCAGAGCCUGAGCACGAUCCUGUUAUUCAAAUUGCCAACGUCGUCACCCGGUAUGGUGAAAAGAAGCCAUUCGUCAGAAACGUCUUUUGUCUCGACACGACCAGUUCCAUUGUCGCCACUCAGGUUCUCGAAUAUGAAAAGGAAGCCAAGAUGCUGAGUGAGUGGCAACAGUUUCUCAUCACAGUCGACCCCGACAUCAUUAUCGGCUACAACAUUGCCAAUUUCGAUUUCCCAUAUCUCAUCAACCGAGCCAAGCACCUCAAGGUCAAUGGCUUCGAGUACUGGACCCGACUGCCCAGUAUUCCAUCCAGGGUCAAGGAUACCAGCUUCUCCAGCAAGCAAAUCGGUAACCGUGACACCAAGUCAACGAAUACAAACGGUCGCUUGCAGCUCGAUUUGCUUCAGCUUAUUCAACGUGAUCACCACCUGCGAAGUUACACGCUUAACUCUGUCUGCGCUCAAUUUCUCGGCGAACAAAAGGAAGAUGUGCACCACACCAUGAUUACAGAACUCUUCAACGGUACACCCGAGUCUCGUCGACGUUUGGCCAUUUACUGUCUGAAGGAUGCCUAUCUCCCGCAGAGAUUGAUGGACAAGCUUUCGUGUUUGGAAAACUACACUGAAAUGGCUCGUGUCACAGGUGUUCCGUUCAACUUUUUGCUCUCCCGCGGUCAGCAAAUCAAGUUUGUUAGUCAAUUGUUCCGUAAAGCUCUGGAGCAGAAGCUGGUCAUCCCCAACAUGAAGGGCGACCCCUCGGAUGACCAGUACGAAGGUGCGACAGUCAUUGAACCUACUCGUGGCUACUAUGACGUACCAAUUGCAACACUCGAUUUUGCUUCACUAUAUCCCAGUAUCAUGCAGGCACACAACCUCUGCUACACAACGCUCAUCACACGAAAAGACAGAAUAGCACAAUUCAACCUGGUCAAGGAUGAAGACUACAUUGUCACACCAAACGGUGACAUGUUUGUGACUACGAAACAGCGCAAGGGUCUGCUGGCUCAGAUUCUGGAAGAACUUCUCAGCGCCAGAAAGCAAGCCAAACGGGAGCUGGCCGUCGAAACAGAUCCGUUCAAAAAGGCCGUGUUGAACGGUCGUCAGCUGGCUCUGAAGAUUUCCGCCAACUCGGUCUACGGUCUCACCGGUGCUACAACCGGUAAGCUGCCGUGUUUGGCCAUUGCCAGUUCUACAACAAGUUUCGGUCGCCAAAUGAUUGAAAAGACAAAGGAUGAGGUGGAGAAGAAAUACUGCAUUGCUAAUGGGUAUUCGCACGACGCGCAAGUCAUUUACGGUGAUACCGAUUCCGUCAUGGUCAAAUUCGGCACCAAGGAGCUGGCCGAGGCGAUGAAGCUGGGCGAAGAGGCGGCUGCCUUUGUCUCUUCCAAAUUCAUCAAGCCGAUCAAGUUGGAAUUCGAAAAAGUUUACUUUCCAUAUUUGCUCAUCAACAAAAAACGCUAUGCCGGUCUGUACUGGACCAAGACGGAAAAGUACGACAAGAUGGACACAAAGGGUCUGGAGACGGUACGAAGAGAUAACUGCUUGCUGGCACAAACAGUCAUCGAAAAGGUGCUGCGGAUGAUUCUCAUCGAUCGCGAUGUGCAAGGUGCUCAAGACUAUGUCAAGGACACGAUUGCCGACCUGCUUCAGAACAAGGUCGACAUGUCGAAGCUGGUCAUUACCAAGGCCCUCACAAAAGAAGACUAUUCGGCCAAGCAAGCGCACGUGGAGCUGGCGGCGCGCAUGAAGAAGCGUGACGCUGGUUCGGCCCCCGCCCUUGGAGAUCGUGUGGCGUAUGUCAUGAUUCGAGGAGCCGCCGGGGCGAAGAACUUUGAGAAAUCCGAAGACCCCAUCUACGUGCUGGAGAAUAAUGUGCCCAUCGACACCAAGUAUUACCUGGACAACCAGCUGGCGAAGCCACUGACGCGCAUAUUCGAGCCGAUCCUGGGCGAGACCAAGGCGAAAUCGUUGCUGACGGGCGACCAUACGCGGACAAUUUCGGUGGCGGCGCCGUCGGUGGGCGGGCUGAUGCGGUUCACCAAGAAGACGCAGACGUGCAUGGGGUGCAAGAAGCCGUUGAGCGGCAAGACGGAGAGCCAAGGGGCCGUGUGCGCCGACUGCGCGCCGCGGGUGGGCGAGCUGUACAAGCGCACGCUGGACCGCAUGUCGGAUCUCGAGGUCCGGUUUGGCCGGCUGUGGACGCAGUGCCAGCGCUGCCAGGGCAGUAUGCACUGCGAGGUAAUUUGCAGCAGCAAGGACUGUCCCAUCUUUUACAUGCGCAUGAAGGCGAAGAAGGAUCUGGAGGAUGCGGGCAAGGAGCUGUCGAGGUUCGACGCCGACCAGGCCGCCAUCUGGUAA